This is a messenger RNA of Fonticula alba, 2551 nucleotides long. RefSeq lists its product as hypothetical. Gene Ontology annotation, biological process: regulation of transcription by RNA polymerase II. The coding region runs from base 1 to 2499 and encodes 832 amino acids. Gene Ontology annotation, cellular component: mediator complex; core mediator complex. The transcript has 6 exons. The record is from RefSeq and is a predicted model, not a curated record. NCBI's taxonomy places the organism in Eukaryota, Rotosphaerida, Fonticulaceae. Gene Ontology annotation, molecular function: transcription coregulator activity.
AUGCGCGACUCGCCCGGCGGAAGCCACAGCAACGGGCGCGAUGACCCCGAUGCCGAGGAUGGCACUUCGGACAUCUUCGUCGAGCUGCCACGGGCCGACCUGCCGGCCGGCCCGCCGUCUGCCCCCUCGGACGUGGGGUUCCUCCCGCUCGAGCCGCGUCUGGCUCCGCCAGAGCUGUACCUUGUGCACCCGGACAGCAAGGUGGACUAUCUGCCGAUCGUCACUUCGGACGAGCGCCUCCGGCGCAUUGUCCACGAGUCUUUCAUCCUCUCGGGUGUCGCUCGUGCUGGGCGGAUGCGGCCGGCCAGCGCCGAGUCGGCCGAGUCGGCGGAUGGCAGCGCUCCGGCCGAUCCCUCUUCCGGGGCCAUUUCCCCGAAGCAAACCACCCAGCAGCAGCAGCAGCAGCAGCAGCAGCAGCAGCAACAACAACAGCAAGCUGCUCAGCAGCACACCACCCCGAUGGCCGAGAUGUCCCAGCUCCUGAGUCACACCUUCAAUGAGCUGGCCAUUGUGCGCGACAUCCUGGACCAUGCGCAGGACAUGAGCCACCACUUUGCCGGCGGGCUUCCCGGGGCGGGGGCGGGCCCGGUCCUGCCGGCCCCGCUGCUGAGCCUCCUGCCGAUCGAUUUCACGGCGGCCUCGCGGCCGCGCCCCUCGCAGCAGCUGAGCUCCCUGCUGGGCGGACUGGGCCAGCGGCGGGAGGCCUUCACCCGGUGCUCGGACCGGCUGAAGGAGGAGGCGGCGCGAAUGCGCGCGCAGCACCACGCCUCUCGGCGCUUCGAGGCCGACGUCCUGUCCCUCCGCCGGCGGUGGGUGGUUGAGACCCAGCCCCAGCCCCGGGGCGGGGCUCCGGGCUUCCGGCCCUGGACCGUGGACUUCUCCUACCGGCCGCGGUCGGUGGCUCCCCAUGCGCCGGGCGACGUGCCGGCCUUCCAGUCGCCGGGCUUGGCGGAGCUGGUCCCCGGCCAGCCGACCGAGGCCCCGCUGGCACAAAACAGCGUCCCCCGGCUGUCCCUGGCAUAUGGGCCCCGGCGGGCGGUCUUCCCGCUGGACACCCUGCCCCCGCAGCUGUUCAGCUACUUGUGCCGGCGCCGGCGGGAGCUCCGCCGGUCGCUGGCCGCCCCGCCGGCUGACGAGUAUGUCCCGCGGUACUUCCGUCCCUCGAAGGCCCUCCGCCUGCCGGGGCCGGCCGGGGCCGAUGCCGCCAGCCCGGCCGAUGUGCCCAUGCACGAUGCCGAUGACGGCCCCGGGGUGGUGUACUUCGCCGCGCCGAAGCCCCGGUUCUCGCCCACCGUGCCGGCCUUCAUCGUCAGCGAUCCGGCAUGCGCGGCCCUGCCGGACUGGGUUCUCCAGGCGAUCGUCACCACGGCCCCGCUCUUCCAGCUGGAUCUCUACAUUGCCAACACCUCGCCGACGCCGCUGUUCGACGUCAAUGGCAGCAGCUACGGCCAGGGGAAGCAUCUGUUCUCGCUGAGUGAUGGUCUCACCCACCCGGCGCAUCUGUUCCUGCUGGCGGCUCAGCGGGAGCUCUUCGAGAGCGAGCUCUUCCGCUCGAUCUCGCGCGAGGCCACCAGCAGCCGGGCGUACGGGGUUGUGCAGCACCGGACCGACCCGGGGCCGGGUGAUGCCACGGAUGCCGGGACCGGCCCUGGCGGGUCGGCUGGCGGCCCCAAUGCCCCGGGCGGCCUGCCCGGGCCCGGCAGCCCCGGCGGUGGGCCUAAUGCCCCCGGUGGUCCCCAGUCGGCGGUCGACAUGCAAUUGGACUCCUUCCACCGGUUUGGCAUCCGCUAUGGCCGGAAUACCACCCCGUUGGAGGAUGCCCAACAGGCCGAGGCCGAUGAGGCUCCGCUCCCGGGCCCGGACGCGGAUGCCUUUAUUUGCUCCUCGGCCGCGCACCACCUGCGUCGGUGUGCCCUGCGGGGGUUGCUCUCCCGCCGGCGGGACACCAUCUCCGCCACCACCUGCAUCCCCGGUCUGGCAACCAGUCAGCCGGCCUUCGCACAGCUUUCCCUCUCGGCGGCGACGGCGGCGGCGGCCGCUGGCGGCGCCUCCUCCGGUCCGGAGCUCCUAGAUGAGACAUACGGGCUUCUGCGGCACUACAUCACGAACAAGGCCUUUGCCGAGGCGACGGACGCCAUCGCCCGGGCCGUGCGCCAUCGGAACCGCGCCCGCAUGCGCGCCUACCAGGCUGCCCUCCUGGCGGCCAGUGCUCGCCUCGGGGCCGAGCUCGCGCCUGGCGAGGAGCUCCCCGCGCUGGAUGCCUUCGUGGCCGAGCGUCCUCCCAUGCCGGACACCUUCUCGGCCAAUCUGGAGCCACUCUCGUCGGCGGUCUACGUCGGCACGGCCACCUUCAACCACUCCACCAUCAGCUUCAACGCCCGGCGGGGGUAUAUCCGCGCGCAGCUGCCCGACGGCCGGAGCACGCGCGUCGGGGAACGCGACUUGCUGCAGUUCCUGGCCAGCUCCUUUGGCCUCGAGGGCUGGGUCGACCCGCUGUAGCGGCGCCCCUCGGGCGCAUUCGCACAUGCCCCGCCCCUCCGCCCCUCCCCCC